AUGGCUUCUUCUUUCUCAAUCUCCGUCACUUUCAGGAUGAAUCUAGUGCAUCCAAACAAUCACUUGUGCUUCCCCCAUUUACAGAACGGAGUUGUGCGUUUCCGUGCUCGUACAAGUAUUACAUGGCAAAAAUGCAAUUUAAAGCUCAAUAUGGUGCCUGGUCGACUAUUUUCUGGUUGUCGUGAUACGAGAACCUUAGCAACUGCUAGCUCAUUAGAAAUUGAUGGUGAAAACCAGGCAAUUGUGUUCAGGUCUAGAAAUUUGAAUGAGAACCCAAUGAACCUCAAAAACGGCAUGAAUGAUCUUGAAAGCCAACUGCAGGAGUUGUUUAAUGAAGUAAAAACUAUGAUUCAAUUGGGAAAGGAAAAUGAUGCAGUUGAUUUACUUCAGGCGAAUUAUGAAGCUGUUAAAGAACAGAUGGCUUCAGGUGCUACAGGCAUAGAAGAAGCUGCUAUUCUUGAUGUAAUAGCCUUGGGGUACAUGGCUCUUGGAGAUUUGCGGACUGUUGGAUCCCUAUUAGACGUGUUGAACAAGAUUGUAAAUAGGUUGAAGGAUCAGGAACCUCUUCUGGAUUCGAUACUCAUGCAUAUGGGAAGUAUGUAUGACAAGUUAGAAAAGUUUGAGCUGUCCAUUGGUUUCUACCAGAGAUCCCUUGAAAUUAUGGAAAGAACAUAUGGGAACAACAGCUCAUUUCUUACCAUGCUGUUGUUGGGGAUGGCUAAAGUGCUGGGUGCUAUGGGAAGAGCCAGUGAGGCAAUGGAAACAUACCAGCGUGUGAUUAAGCUAUUGGAAUCUAGUAGGGGUGGGGAAAAUGAGGAAUUGGUAGUGCCAUUAUUGGCACAGGGCAAUCUUUUAAUGAAGGAAGGAAGAGCUCCGGAUGCUGAAAGUCCUUUCAAUAGAAUCUUAAACAUUUAUGUGAAUACAUAUGGAGAAAAGGAUGGAAGAGUUGGAUUGGCUAUGUGCUCCCUGGCACAGGUGAAAUGUGCAAAAGGAGAUGUGAAUGAAGCCAUUGAUCUGUACAAGAGGGCCCUUCAAAUCCUUGAGGAUUCAAAAUACAUGGAAUUGGAUGACAUUGCAAUGGAACAGAUGAGAAUAGACUUGGCUGAGUUACUUCAUGCAACCGGAAGAGGAGAAGAAGGCCGAGCCCUUCUGGAGGAAUGCUUGUUAGUAAAUGAGAAGUAUAAAGGAAAAGAACAUCCCAGCUCAGUACCACUUCUUGUAAAUCUUGCAACUUCCUAUUCACGCUACAAGAAUUUUGUAGAAGCUGAGCGCUUGCUGAGGAUAAGUUUGCAAAUUAUGAUGAAGACUGUCCCCCCUGAUGAUCAGUCCAUCACAUUCCCGAUGUUACAUCUUGCCAUCACUCUAUACAAUCUAAAUCGAGAUGAAGAAGCUGAAAAACUUACUCUCAAUGUUCUACGCAUUCGCGAGAAGGCAUUUGGAAGAGAAUCUCUACCGACUGGAGAGGCUCUUGACUGUUUGGUCUCCAUUCAGUCACGAUUAGGGAAGGACAACAGUGAGUUGUUGGAGCUGCUCAAGAGGGUUCUGAGAAUUCAGGAAAAAGCUUUUGGCCAUGAGGGUGAGGAGGUCAUGGAAACCCUCAAGAAAAUUGUACAUUACAUGGACAAAAUGGGUAUGAAUAACGAGAAACUUCCAUUGCAAAGAAGAUUAUCCAUUUUGAGAAACAAACACAAGAAAAUGGUUAGGUAUUGA
Messenger RNA from Fraxinus pennsylvanica, 1710 nucleotides. Lineage: Eukaryota; Viridiplantae; Streptophyta; Magnoliopsida; Lamiales; Oleaceae. The record is from the annotation of a GenBank genome assembly.